Messenger RNA from Nanorana parkeri, 1944 nucleotides. RefSeq names its product major facilitator superfamily domain containing 2A (gene MFSD2A). The record is from RefSeq and is a predicted model, not a curated record. Gene Ontology annotation, molecular function: lysophospholipid:sodium symporter activity. Lineage: Eukaryota; Metazoa; Chordata; Amphibia; Anura; Dicroglossidae. Bases 70 to 1623 code for a protein of 517 amino acids. Gene Ontology annotation, biological process: carbohydrate transport. Gene Ontology annotation, cellular component: membrane. The transcript has 14 exons.
UUCCUCUAUUCCUGGACUUAUUUCUUCUAUAACCGGCACACGUUGCUUCCUCUACCUCCUAUACCCGGGAUGGAGAAGCAGUCAGAGAGCGCUUCUUGUACCGGCUUACUGGGGGAAAAAGAGAAGCCCAAGAUCCAAGGCGAGAGGCAACGAGGGAAACAUAAACUGUCUGUGUGCAGUAAGAUAUGUUACGCCAUUGGUGGAGCUCCAUAUCAGAUCACCGGAUGUGCCCUAGGAUUCUUCCUGCAGAUGUACCUCCUUGAUGUAGUACAGAUGCCCGCGAUUAAUGCUUCAAUUAUCCUUUUCACCGGAAGGGUAUGGGACGCUAUCACAGACCCUUUGGUUGGGUUUUUUGUCAGCAAGAGCUCAUGGACGCCACUUGGCCGACUGUUGCCAUGGAUAAUCCUGUCCACACCCUUUGGUGUCAUCUGUUACUUCCUCAUCUGGUUUGUGCCUGAAUUUAUCAAUGGGCAAACUGUGUGGUACCUAACCUUCUACUGCCUUUUCCAGACCCUUGUGACGUGUUACCAUGUCCCUUAUUCAGCUCUUACAAUGUUCAUCAGCAAAGAGCAAAGUGACCGGGACUCUGCCACAGGAUACCGUAUGACUGUGGAGGUCCUGGGCACUGUACUUGGUACGGCAAUUCAAGGACAAAUUGUGGGUAACGUGGAUACCUGUAAGCCUGUCUUCUUCCAGAUGCCAUCUAACAAUACUUCUGUGCCUCCAGAAGACUCCGGUUCUCUUGGCAGCACAAGAGAGGCCUACAUGAUCGCAGCAGGUGUCAUAGGUGCCAUCUAUAUACUAUGUGCUGUCAUACUGUCACUUGGUGUGCGGGAAAAGAGAGAUUCCUGUGAACUUCUCUCUGAACAGUCAGUGUCCUUCUGGCAGGGCCUGAAACUUGUUAUGAGCCACAGACCAUACAUUAGACUGAUCGCUGGCUUCCUUUUUACGUCACUAGCCUUCAUGCUUCUGGAAGGAAACUUUGCCCUUUUUUUGAAGUACACACUUCAGCUGCGCAACGACUAUCCGAAUAUCCUGUUGGUUAUAAUGAUUUCUGCUACACUGACGGUUCCCUUUUGGCAGUGGUUCUUAACCCGCUUUGGGAAGAAAACUGCAGUCUAUUUUGGGAUAUCGUCCGUUAUCCCUUUCCUGGUUGUCGCUUGCGUUGUAAAAAUCAACCACAUUGUGACUUACGUAGUUGCAGUAGCUGCUGGACUCAGUGUGGCUGCAGCCUACCUUCUACCAUGGUCUAUGCUUCCUGAUGUUAUUGAUGACUUUAUUCUGAAUAACCCAGAGUCUCCUGGACAUGAAGCCAUUUUCUUCUCUUUUUAUGUUUUCUUCACCAAAUUUGCCUCAGGGGUGUCGCUGGGAAUAUCCACUCUCAGCUUGGAUUUUGCAGGCUAUCAGGCCCUUUCGUGUGAUCAACCGGAGGCGGUGAAUUUAACACUGAAGUUGUUGGUCUGUGCUGCUCCUAUACUUUUGAUUUGUGUUGGACUGUUACUGUUUAAAUUGUAUCCUAUUGAUGAAGAAAAGAGGAAAGAAAACAAGAAGGCUCUUCAACUUCUCAGAGAAACAGACCGGGACUCAGAUUCUGACUCCAUGGAGCUUGCAAGCAAUUUAUGACACCGGCAAAGUGCCUUCCUAAGUUUACACAAAACUGUAGAGACAUUCAGUUUACCCCAUUGGGGGUAGGUACCAGCCAAUGAAUGACUUGUAUGCACUACGCUCUAAAUUUCCCUCUGGGGACAAGUGCCACCCCUUGGUGCUAUCUGUGCUUGGAACACACUGAAUGCUGCAAUCCUACUGAACGUUGCACUAACAUAGGGCAAAUAGAAUAAUUUAACUGUAAAUUUUCUGAAUCGGUUUUUUGUACAUAAAAACUUCAUUCCAAAUGUUUAAGGAAUGGAGAAGGUAAUUAUUUGUUGUUAAAUACUGUACAUGUGA